ACAGUAUUUGACUUCAGUUGUUAAGUGUUCUAGCUCAUGUUUCAUUAGUCGCAACCAUAACUUUUCUUCAAUCUUAAUCUUUUGGAUCUUCUUCCAUCUGAUGUAACCGCACCAUCCCCAACACUCCUAGGACACAUAAACAAACAGCACAAAAAAAAUAUUCUUUUGGUUUAUCAAGCGAACAUUUAGAAAUUUGUGGAAAAAAGGGAAAAGAAUUUAAACGAAAAUUUACUGCAUUUGCAGAACAUGCUUCCGAAGAUUAAGCGAUUUUGAUAAAAACCGGCUUUCGAAAGAGAAAAAAAAGAUCACAAAGUGAAAAAGAAAGGAGAACAAACUUCCAGUUUAUUGUCCAACUUCUUCAAACAUAAAAUAAAAAUAAAAUUUCGCGUUGGAAUUGCAAAUUAUACCUCGAGACUUCUAGUCGAUUUGAAUUAGAUUUUCAUAUAGUUUUGCCAUAUUAAAAAGAGAAAAAAGAAACAAAAUUAAUAAAGUGAAAACCAGAUACACUCAAAGCGAAAUCCGAAGAAGGAAAAAAAAGUGAUAAAAGUUAUAGUUUUUAAAAAAAUAAUACUAAUAAUAUAAAUAAUAAAUACAGUGAAGGAAGACAGAAGAAAGAAAAAAAAUAUUCACAAUUCAAAGAAAUGGAAAAAAGUUUUAGAAACUUGUUCAACUUCUCCACAAACUUUAACGCUUCUCGAUUUCUACUCUAAGGAAUAUAAAAAAUAUUUAACGAAAUUAAGCUGCAAAAGUUUGCACUUCUAAUUUUUACAUCGAUAAUAAUUUUUGUGAUAGAAAUUUCAAGUGAAAGAAAAAUUCAGAAGCACCAGUGACAGAAUACGACGAAAUUUUAAAACUUUCUUUAGUUGCUUUUUUUUGCAUAAAUUCGUGCACAAAAGAAAUAAAAAAAUAUUCAUAGUGACUUAAAUCAUAAAAAUUGAUGAAUAGUUUUUACUAAAUGUGAUAGUUGACACAAUAUAAUAUAAAAUAAAAUAUUUAUACAAUUUUAAACACAUAAUUAACCCCAACAUAAAUAAUAAUUAAAAUAAUCCUUUUAAAAAAGUAAACGAAUCUGUUGUUGAUUGUUUUUAAAAUAAUUUACACAAAUUGAAAAACUAAGAAGAAGAGGAAAGAAAGUUUAAGAACAAUUUCUUGUGUGACAAGGUUAUGGCUGCUAUGGUCAGCAUGUCGAACUUAUUAAAUGGAAAAGACUCACGAUGGCUUCAAUUGGAAGUGUGCAGAGAGUAUCAGAGAAACAAAUGUUCUCGUCCCGAUACUGAAUGUAAGUUUGCACCCCCACCAGCAACAGUGGAAGUACAAAAUGGUCGGGUGACAGCUUGCUACGACAGCAUCAAGGCUCGAUGCAACAGAGAAAAGCCACCAUGCAAGUAUUUUCACCCGCCACAGCAUCUCAAAGAUCAACUCUUAAUCAAUGGGCGAAAUCAUUUAGCUUUAAAGAAUGCUUUGAUGCAACAAAUGGGAAUGGCACCACCAACACCAGCACCAACAAUUUUACAGCCGAGCCCAUUACAGCCGAUGACUGCCAAUCGAUAUUUGCCCGCAAGUAAUCCUUAUAAUCCUUAUUUCGGGCACGGACUUUUGCCAAUCACAAUUGGUCCAGAACAUGCGGCAUCAGCAUUGGCUGGCAGCCCUUUACCACAAACGAUGUCUAUUGCUACAAAUGCCGGAACACAACCUCAAAAGCGAACUGAUCGUGUUCAGAGCGGUUCUACACCAUUGCCUGCUACGUCGUCAUCAGCAAAUGGAAAGUCAUUAUCAAGCGCUUCAUAUUCAGCUUCGAUUUUGGCCAAUUUAAUGGAAAGCGGGAAAAAGAGGGCAGCUGAAUGCUUACAAAGAUGUGUGUUGGAAACGAAACUGACUCAUAAGCUACAUACAACAGCAGCUCUUACUACGUAUAAAAAAGCUGAUACCGAUAAACCGCUGCCUGAUGUUGUUUCGCUCACAACUUUUUUCUUCUCUUAUCAGACUAUGCUAGGCUUAACUCAUUUCAAUUUACCAUAA
Clunio marinus is the source of this 2019-nucleotide messenger RNA. The record is from the annotation of a GenBank genome assembly. Lineage: Eukaryota; Metazoa; Arthropoda; Insecta; Diptera; Chironomidae.